Molecule: messenger RNA, 2989 nt
Organism: Conger conger (European conger)
Lineage: Eukaryota; Metazoa; Chordata; Actinopteri; Anguilliformes; Congridae
Gene: tmod1
Product: tropomodulin 1
Exons: 11
Coding region: 239-1372 (377 amino acids)
Biological process (GO): muscle contraction; myofibril assembly; pointed-end actin filament capping
Cellular component (GO): myofibril; striated muscle thin filament
Molecular function (GO): tropomyosin binding
Source: RefSeq, a predicted model, not a curated record
GGGACACUGGAGACUCUGGGGUCUGGCUGCUUCGUCCUCCGCCGUGUGGCACGCCUGGAAAAAACCUUCCCCGCAAAGUCCGCAACCUCUCUCAGACCGCACCUGUCAGCGCAGAUCCGUGGGCUUUUGUGCGGUUCCCUCGAUAGUUGCCAGCCUGUGAGACGCUCGUCUGAAGCAGCGCGUGGGAGGGCUCCUUGCUGCCGGUUUGCCCCUCUCUCCCUCUCCCCCCAUCGCCGCCAUGUCGCACAGGAAGGAGAUGGAGAAGUACCGGGACGUGGACGAGGAUGAGCUGCUGAAGAAGCUCUCCGAGGAGGAGCUGCGCAUGCUGGAGGACGAGCUGGAGGAGCUGGACCCCAACAACGAGCUGCUGCCAGCGGGCCUCAGGCAGAAGGACCAGACGAAGAAGGCCCCGACCGGAACCUUCCAGAGGGACAACCUGCUGGCCCACCUGGAGAAACAGGCCCAGGAGCACCCCGACAAGGAGGACCUGGUGCCCUUCACCGGAGAGAAGAGAGGGAAGGCCUGGGUGCCUAAGAAGGUGGUGGUGGACCCCAUCCUGGAGUCUGUGUCUCUGGAGCCAGAGCUGGAGGAAGCCCUGGCCAACGCAUCCGACGCAGAGCUGUGUGACAUCGCAGCCAUCUUGGGGAUGCACACCCUGAUGAGUAACCAGCAGUACUACGAGGCCCUGGCCAGCAGCACCAUUGUCAACAAGCAGGGCUUAAACAGCGUGAUCCAGUGCACGCAGUACAAGCCUGUCCCGGACGAGGAGCCCAACUCCACCGACGUGCAGGACACCCUGGAGAAGAUCCGCAGCAACGACCCCGACCUGGUGGAGGUGAACCUCAACAACAUCCGGAACAUUCCCGUGCCCACGCUGAAGGCCUACGCCGAGGCCCUGAAGGAGAACAGCGUGGUGGAGAGGCUGAGCAUUGUGGGAACCCGGAGUAACGACCCCGUGGCCUACGCCCUGGCUGAGAUGCUGCAGGUGAACGCCACCCUCAAGUCUCUGAAUGUGGAGUCAAACUUCAUCACCGGGGCUGGAAUCGUGUCACUGGUGGACGCUCUGCAGUCAAACACCACCCUUCAGGAGCUCAAGAUCGACAACCAGAGCCAGCCACUGGGGAAUAAGGUGGAGAUGGAGAUCGCCAGUAUGCUGGAGAAAAACAGCACGCUGCUGAAGUUCGGAUACCACUUCACCCAGCAAGGCCCACGCCUCAGAGGGUCCAACGCCAUGAUGAGCAACAACGACCUGGCUCGUGUGGUUCGUUCCGACUCAGACGGCUCCUUCACCCUCACCCUGUCCGUCCCAGAGCUGGAGAAGGCUUUUCGCAAAAAAUUCAAAACGAAGUCCAAUGCGAAAGAGACGGCUUGAGGGGGGGCCCAUCUUCCCCAAGUGUCGGACGAGCGUGUAGCACCCCCGCGCGGGAGGGGCCUGCUGGGGCAGCCGCCCCGGCCCCGCCCCGCCCCGCCCCCCUGCCCCCGCCCCGCCCCCGGGGGUGCGCCUGUCAGUCAGAACAUGGGGCGGAGUCUCGAGCUGUCCCACAGUGCUCCUGUGUGUGUGUAUACUCUGACAUGUUUUAUUUUUAUAUGGGUUAGCUAGUACGUCAUCAUCAUCAUCAUCAUCAUCAUCAUCAUCUGUGAAACGAGACCUGCUCAGUGUGCAGUGAUCUAAUGCCCAAGUGUGGUUUCUCCAGGCAGUGUGGUCUCUCCGGGGCAGUGUGGUCUCUCCGGGGCAGUGUGGUUUCUCUGGGGCAGUAUAGUAUAGUAAUAGCAUUGCGCUAAUGGAGUAGCAUCGCAACACUAUCACAGAGAUUCUGAGAGAGCGCUUUGUUGCUAACAAGGCUUAUUUUAUGUGGUGCAUUUGCCCAUUUGUCAGAGGUUAAGCUUUUUCCUGUACGUUUCUUGUAGUACGCUAAUAAUAACAUUACCAUGUGCUAAUGUGGUUAAUAAUUACAUUACCAUAUGCUAAUGUGGUUAAUAAUAACAUUACCAUGUGCUAAUGUGGUUAAUAAUAACUUUACCAUGUGCUAAUGUGGUGAAUUAUAACAUUACCAUGUGCUAAUGUGGUUAAUAAUGACAUGACCAUGUGCUAAUGUGGUUAAUCACAUCACCGUUUGCUAAUGUGGUUAGUAAUAACUUCAUCAUGUGCUAAUGUGGUUAGUAAUAACUUCAUCAUGUGCUAAUGUGGUUAGUAAUAACUUUAUCAUGUGGUUAAUAAUAACAGGACCAUGUGCUAAUGUGGUUAAUCACAUCACCAUGUGCUAAUGUGGUUAGUAAUAACUUCAUCAUGUGCUAAUGUGGUUAGUAAUAACAUCACCAUGUGCUAAUGUGGUCAAUAAUAACAUCGCCCUCUGCUAAUGUGGUUAAUAAUAACAUUACCAUGUGCUAAUGUCGUUAAUAAUAACAUGACCAUGUCUAUUUCAUGUGAAGGUGGUCAAUAACAUUUUCAUCAUUUCCAGCUGCUAGAGUAAAGGUUGAAGGUUAGAGUAACCUGUGCUCAGUGAAUGCCUGCUCCACAAUGGUGUCAUACUUAUUUAUGUAUUUAUUUUGGGUCUGAUACAUGACAGGUUAGCUUGUGUUACAGUUCAUGACUUAAUGUGUGCUUUAGUGAUACCAGCCAUGCUUUACAGUGCUGUGCUAAGUGUCACUGAGAAGGUUGCAGGAACUUCAUAAUUCUGCUUCGGUUUUACAUAGACGGUGUCGUAGUAUCUCUCGGCUUUCGCGGUCUGGUCUGGUCUCUGACUCUCAGAGAACAGACUGUCAAAGAGCAGCCCGGCGUUGUGCCGAGCCUGUGUAUUUAGCCAUUCAGUAGCAGGCCCAGGACCCGGGAAAUGUGUGGAAGAAGGGGACUAGAGUACUGCCCCUGAACAUGAAUUCUAAAAAUAUACUGCCCCCCCUCACUGCAGCCCAGCUAGAUACAUUAGGUCAUGUAUAUUUUGUUUAGUGCACUUUAUUUAUUGCUUCUUGAUUAAAACAAAGUUUGAAACUA